AAUUAAGUCUUGAAAUGCAUUGGAGAGAAAGGUCCUCUAACAUUACCUCAGUCUAUGUUUCUCUUCUCUUGGGGGUAGUGUCAUGUCUACACCCCCUCAUAUGUUCUCUAAACAACAGGAAGUAGGUAGAAAAUUGAGAGCUCACAUACUGUAGAUGAAAUGUUAUUUGCAAAAGGCUGUGCAGUAGUAGAACAUGAUGCACAUUUAACCACUGCUUAGUUUAUAUUAAAAGUAGACGUCAAAUCAAUGUCAAGAUCCAGGAAGGACUAACCAGAAUAAAAAGACAACAGCACUGCCUCUUAUCAUUCAGAAUGAAUAACUUUUAUGCCUUGUUUUGUCUUCUACAUGUUUUUAGGAUAGAUGGAAUACGGAUCAAUGUAGAGGGAGUCGAGGGGGGAGAUGUCUCUUUCCAGUGUUCACACAAACUUGCUUGGAAGAGCGAUAAAUACCUCUGCAAGGCUUCAUGUAAUAGAAUUGAAGAUAGAGUGGUUACUGUACAGUCUGGUGCAAGAGCCGAGUCGGGGAGGAUAACUCUUGUGGACUCUGGGGACGGAGCCUUCUCCGUGACCUUCAGACAACUCCAGCUGUCAGACAAGGGGAGAUACUGGUGUGCAGUGGACAGGAUCGGUUUUGACACAUACACUGAAGUACAGCUUACUGUUAAAGAAGGUGUUACUAAUGAGACAAGAACUGUCAAACCUAAACUUUCUCACACAUGGACAUAUGAGAAUAGGUCCAACUCAACACGGUUACCAUCUGUAAUGGAGACCAGCAGCCCUGCAAUACUUUCAACAGCCACAAACAACAUUAAUGGAGGAGAUCAGAACAUCAGUUCAGGCACCGUGUUGUACGCUACAGUUGGGCCACUAGGCUUGGUCACUAUUGUAAUGCUGGGAAUGAUCGUCAGGAAAUGUAGACAGAGCUCAAAACCUCAAACCCGAGAUUGCUCCAACUGCACAGACCUCGUCGGUGCAGACAAAAGAAAGGCCACCUAUGAGAACAAUGAAAUUGUUGAGCAAGGGAAGACGUUGAAAAAUUCAUCUCAGACGGUCUCCUGUACUCAGCACCCAAAGCGGGAUCCACCAACAUCUGCUUCCACAACACCUGACCUUCAUAUAUAUGAGAACAUUUGCUGCUCUAAAGGCACUGAACAUCCAAGAUGCCCUGGGAAUAACAAUGGAGAUGAACAGCAUACUAACGCUGUGAUUUACAUCAAACCGUUACCACCUUUAUCGGGAAGAACCGAACAGAGAACAGAAACUACAAAUGCCAAAUUUACAGAGAACUGUAAAAGCAAUGCACACACCUCUCACUCCAGCGCUUCCACAGAAGUAAUGCCAAGAUCACGUAGGUUUGGUUUGGAUUUAUCAAAAACAGUGUGAGUUUGAGUAUGAUUGGUGGGAUUUUAAAGUUUGACAUUAAUAGACAACUGAACUGUACUUUCUAAUCUGCUUCUUUAGUGUUAACCCACAUUCAUCUUUCACUUUAAACUGGUUGUUACAUGCCAGGCAUGCUGUACUUGAGGUGUGGUUUCCCCUCCUGUUCUUUUCUCUUCUGCCCCUCUCUUCACUGCAGCUAAUCAGCAGCUGAUCAGUACCUGCUGGUGCACCAGAGACUGAUGGCUGAUUGGAUCCCCUCACCCUGAGCUGGCCAAUCAGCAGGCAGGGCUGGUCAUAAAGAAAUCAGCCAGGAUGCUUUCUCUCUCUCUGACCUGGGCCUGCUACUGACACCAUAGCCUGCAUGACCAUUUUUGGUAGUGUCUGAUUCUAGAGAGAAUCUUGUUUCUGUUUACUGUGAAUGUGUGUGUGGUGGGAGGUGGAGGUGUUGGGUAAAUUUGGGGUACCCUCUACAUCUCAUCACGUAGUUAAAACCUGUUAGACACACUAGGUUAGUGUAUUGUUGCCACCCCUGUGUUUUGCUUUCCAUCCUUAGUAGUGCCGCCUCCUCCUCCUCCUCCUCGGAGAACUUCUGGGAAAAUAUUCUGUUUUAAAAGGAAUAAACCUUUGAUAACUAUCA
This is a messenger RNA of Eleginops maclovinus (Patagonian blennie), 2016 nucleotides long. RefSeq lists its product as uncharacterized. Gene Ontology annotation, cellular component: plasma membrane. Gene Ontology annotation, molecular function: transmembrane signaling receptor activity. The coding region runs from base 312 to 1382 and encodes 356 amino acids. The transcript has 6 exons. The record is from RefSeq and is a predicted model, not a curated record. Lineage: Eukaryota; Metazoa; Chordata; Actinopteri; Perciformes; Eleginopidae.